This is a messenger RNA of Morchella importuna, 2793 nucleotides long. RefSeq lists its product as uncharacterized. Gene Ontology annotation, molecular function: actin binding; microtubule binding. NCBI's taxonomy places the organism in Eukaryota, Fungi, Ascomycota, Pezizomycetes, Pezizales, Morchellaceae. Bases 1 to 2793 code for a protein of 930 amino acids. The record is from RefSeq and is a predicted model, not a curated record. Gene Ontology annotation, cellular component: actin filament; cytoplasm. Gene Ontology annotation, biological process: actin filament polymerization. The transcript has 2 exons.
AUGCUACCGACCUUUCAAGUCCGUGGGCUUCGUUGCUGCUCGUCUGAUUCGAUCUCCGGAGCCGAAGAUGGUUGGGCCGACGUCCAGCUUGAUAAUGAAUCUCAGUAUGAGCAGCUUAUUCGUGAGCAUCCGGAGACAACUUUGAGUUAUGUGGACGAUGAUGAUGGCGAAAUUAUCACUGUCGGUUCAACGGACGAGCUUGUCGCACGCGUUGAUGAACUACAGCCGCUCUCGCCAGUCAUCUUUGACCUUUUAGUCUCGCCUUCUCAUCCAGAUUACGAGACCGCACUCAAACUAUGGAGGCAGAUUAUCCUACCCGAUAGUGAUGCUCCUGCAAAGGGAAAGGGCAAAGGAAAGGCAAGAGAGGAGGUAGAAGGCAUCGCUUCUAAUAGUGGUAAAUCAGUGGAUUUUAGCAAUGAUGGUACCGUGAGCCCGAAGGAUAAAGAUUCAGAAGUCAAAGAAGAACCCUCUCAAGAACCACUCCUCAGCAUGUUCGAAAAUGAACUUCAAAAGAUUUUCGAAGUUACGGCGGGUGUUUCGCCCCCCCCGACUGAGGCUGAAGCUACUCCUGCGCGCUCGCCUAGCCCUAUUUACAGUAUUCCACAGCAAUACCCAAGUGUAAUCCUUGGGCAGACUCUUCGUACCAUUGCUCAAAAUGUCGGGCGUGUUGCUAUCGAAAUUCGUAACGAUCUUCCGUCACAUACUCAACCAACUGUUGAGGCUCUCAACACAGCACUUCAUUCUGCCAUCGGUUCAUUUACUUCCCAACUGCAAGCGGUGGCUCUUGAGGCUGCUGCUGCCGCUCGAGGCGCGGCCCAAGCUACCAGGGAGAUGAAUGUUUCCGAGCUUGAGGCCACUGGACGAAGGAUGAAGGAAUUGGCUGAGACUGUUGGUCAUAUUGCUGUCCAAGGAGCUGGCAUUGCUAGAGAAGAGGUUGACAGGGCACUUGGUCAUGUUAGUGGACUUGGAUCGGUAAGUGGUCAGGCAGAAGAGGUUCCAGAUGAAAGUGAGGUCAGUACAAGUCUAGCCAAGGGAAAAGAGGUGGGGGAGGAGGUCGCGACAGAGGGAUCUGGCCCCGAAGAAAGGGUCAAUUCUCAAAACAAUCAGGCCAAUGAGGAUUCAGGAUCGACUAGCACUCGUAACGCCGUUGAUCCUGUGAACAUUCCCGCUCGUGGCGUAGAUGCUACAGUCCGUCAGUCUAAUUCAUCUCUGGACGCUUCGUCGGAUGAUGAAUUAGAUCUUCCUGGCGCGCUAUCACGCGGUGGAUACCGCCGUCGCCGUCCUAUUGAUCCCCUCCGACCCCAAGGUGGCCAUGUUGAUGGACCCGCAAGAAUUGGUGCAUACCCCCAUUGGGCGCCAGGACAUCAUAUGUUCCAUCCUAGACAUCCCAGACAUGGUAGGCCCGGGCCGCAUUAUGGUGGUCCUCACCAUGGCCCCCCAUCACCUCACAGUGGCCCUCAUCACGGUCCCCCACCACCUCAUGGCGGUCCCCACCAUGGCCACCACGGUGGUCCACCACCUCACCCAGAGUAUCCCGGAAUGCCUGGAUCUGGAUCAAACCAACACCCCGUACAUCCACCACCUCCCCCACCUCCCCCACCUCCCCCACCACCGCCACCACCACCUCAUGUUCGUCAAUACCUUGCUACCGCCCAUUCGGUCUCCCCACCACGGUCUUCAUACCCACUGCCGUCUGCGCCACCUCUACCUCCUUCUAGCUCUGGAUGGUGUGGAUCCAAUCUGUUCGAUGACAUCAUCAACCCAGAUAUGGUGGCCGAAAGUUCGGGUGCUAGCGCCGAGGCCCAGGCUGAGAAAACCGGCGCUGAACAAGUGAACAGAGACCAAGAAAAUGGUGAAAGCACCAGAAAUCCCCCACCUAUCCUUCCAUUUAUACGUCGCGCCCAUACAAUGUCCCACAGUAUACACACACGCCCCGCGGGCCAAGGGAGCAGGGAGCAAUGGCCUUCUCCCAAUUAUUCAGUUGGUAUCCCGUCAAUUCCCUCCGCUCAACAUGUGAUGCGUCGUUUCCCAUCUCUUUCGAGCUUUAAUCACUCCCCAGGUGUCCAAUCUGGAGGACUCAGGCCGCAAGCCUCAGUCCCGAACUUUUCUACCGAACGAAGAUUUACAACUGAAAUCCGAUCCCCCAAAGCCCCAUUGGAAGAAAAUAAAUCUUCGGUAGAUAUUGGGGAAAAUCCUUUUGCAACACCUCCAAGACAACCCUCACCGACUGUGCAGCCAACUGAUUUGGAUACCCGCAAUGUUAAAGAAUCGCAAUCAAGUUCACUCCUAGGCCAGUGGCCGUCGGCGGUGCUUAUCCCCCCUCCCCCUCCCCCUGCGCCGAUGGAUGCAUUUUCUCCACGUGACUUGCAUCGUGCGAACUCGAUGGGGUUUUUUGCUACCAAGGAAGCUAGAAGUAGCCUUUUGGGUAGUGAUCAGGGUGCCACUGAGACCAAUCCCUUUGCUGAACGCAGAAGGAGAAGGAAUAACAGAUUGGAAGAUAAUAUCACAGAAAACAAGGGUAGUGACUGGGAUUACUAUUGCCGCCCUACUUCCCAAGGAUCCUUCCCCCAAAAGCAGAAACAGGAAGAGCAUCUGCAGGAAAACUCUGGUUCUAGCAAUGAUAAUGAUGUGGAUGCGUGCGUUGCACGUCUACUUGAAAUGGGGUACGCUGAAGAUGAAAGUGAAAGUGCACUUGAGAGCCUGAGAGUCUACUCCCAGAUUGCUGAAGGAAGAGUUCACGAUGCCGUUGAGUUGUUGGAAGAGGAGAGGCAAGCUUGGGGCCAAAGAAAUUAG